Molecule: messenger RNA, 884 nt
Organism: Vigna angularis (adzuki bean)
Lineage: Eukaryota; Viridiplantae; Streptophyta; Magnoliopsida; Fabales; Fabaceae
Product: E3 ubiquitin-protein ligase RMA3
Exons: 2
Coding region: 169-762 (197 amino acids)
Biological process (GO): ubiquitin-dependent protein catabolic process
Cellular component (GO): endoplasmic reticulum
Molecular function (GO): ubiquitin protein ligase activity; ubiquitin-like protein conjugating enzyme binding
Source: RefSeq, a predicted model, not a curated record
GACAUUUUUCUUUUUCAGCAUCACGCAGUUCAACUUUAUGUUCCCAUUCAUUUAUGAUUUUAUUCAUUACCUUACGCCAAUUUUGAUCUAACAAACUUAGAUCAAUCACAACCACCUUGUUCAUGGCAUAUUAACGUUUUAGGUGAGUGCACAUGAUUGAAGUUUGCAAUGGAGGUUGAUCUGAAUGAAGAUUUGGAUGGAAUAAAAGAGCGACUGAGAAGGCUAGAAGGUGCAGCUUUUAGGGCAAGGCAACGUCAGAGGCGACGACUGAGUCAUGCUCCGAUUCAGAUAGUUAAGGAGGAUGGAGAAGUGGUGACAGUUGCUCAUCUUCAAGAUGAAGAAACGGUGCCUGAUGGUGAUUUUGAAGGAGAAAUUAUACAAGAGACAGAGGGUAAAAGAAAGGCUAGUUAUUUGGUUGCUGAUGCACUGGGAUUGAGAAACAAUGAAGGUGAAGGUUUUCCUGCAAAGUUGUUUCACUGUAAUGUGUGCCUGAAGAGGGCAAAGGAUCCUGUUUUGACUUGUUGUGGUCACUUGUUUUGUUGGCCUUGCUUUCACAACUUGCCAUUGACAUGUACUUAUGCAAAGGCAAAACAAUGUCCAGUUUGUGAAGGACAGGUCACAAAUGAAAGUCUUACAACAAUAUAUGGCAAUUCAGAUGUCCAUGACAGUGGCAACUUGAAAGUUGAUGAACAAAGUCAUGAAAUUCCUCCCAGACCCUGUUCAAGGAGGGUUGAGAGCAUUAGGCAGCAACUCAGAAAUUGAGCAAUGUUGUGGUUUUCUAACUUCUAUUAGUUUAGCUUUGCUUAGUUAGAAUUUAUAAUCUGCCUCUAUUUUUCAGUUCCAUAUAGAGUUUAAUCUUUCUAUGGUAAGGUUUAGAGGCUUGG